Oncorhynchus gorbuscha (pink salmon) is the source of this 2856-nucleotide messenger RNA. RefSeq names its product AT-rich interactive domain-containing protein 5B-like. Gene Ontology annotation, cellular component: nucleus. Gene Ontology annotation, molecular function: transcription cis-regulatory region binding. The record is from RefSeq and is a predicted model, not a curated record. NCBI's taxonomy places the organism in Eukaryota, Metazoa, Chordata, Actinopteri, Salmoniformes, Salmonidae. The coding region runs from base 257 to 2005 and encodes 582 amino acids. The transcript is spliced from 6 exons. Gene Ontology annotation, biological process: regulation of transcription by RNA polymerase II.
CCGAAAUGUUAUUCAGGUGCCAUAACAGGUGUGUUUUAGUAUUUAUGUGUGACAGGGAGAGGUGACAAUACUGUCUUGACUGUGGAGAGCGGGAGGAGACAUACAGAGACAGGAGCCGAGUCUGUAUUGUAGCUACCUCUCUGGAGAUAUAAACUCUGAUCUAUAGAGCCUGUGGAUUCGCUGUAGCCUGGUGCAGAGGCCUGAGACUGAGACCCAUCCAUCUCCAUUCUGUUUCUGAAAUCACAGGCAGAAAAAAAUGGCCCAUGGAACGAACCAGGAUGAGAGACCCUCAGAACAGGGCGAAGAGAUGGGAGAGGAGACCUUCCUCAAAGACCUCCAUCUGUACAUGAAGAAGAGAAAUACACCCAUAGAGAAAAUACCACACCUGGGCUUCAAACAGAUCGGUCUGUUCAUGAUGUACACGACUGUGAAAAGCUUGGGUGGCUACCACCAGGUGACGGCCCAGCAGAUGUGGAAGCAAGUAUACAACACCCUGGGAGGAAACCCCAGAAGUACCAGUGCAGCCACCUGCACGCGUAGACACUACGAGAAGCUGCUUCUGCCGUAUGAGUGUCAUGUAAGAGGAGAAGACUACAUGGAGGUACUGCCACAAUGCCAGCAGAAGCGUUUACAUUACAGUAGGCUCAGUGAGCAGGACGAGUGCCCCAGGACAGCCAAGCGUAGCAUGACUUACGGAGCUCUACAGACAUCCCUGCACCAGAAGCCCCAUAACUAUCUGACAGACUCCAGAGUGAGGAUCAUCCCUAUGCCUGUGCACUACAGUCAGUACUACCACCACCCUGUCCACCCCGUCCACCCAGAUCUGCUCCCCUAUGUCCACCCACCUCUGACCCCCAGCAGCCUCCCCUCCCCUCAAGGACAGACAGAGAGGGCCAAGCAGCCUCUGGAGCACCUACGCUCCCUGGCCAACCAGUACAAGGACUCCUCAGGCUGGACUGAGCCACUCAACCUCAGUCACAAGAAGGCUGGUCAGGAGUCAGGCGGUCACCCUGCUUCAUCCUUCGCCCCUCCUCCCUCCAACAUCUCCCCAAGGUUCUUGAAUACGGUCUCACCUCUGUACCCCGCCAAGGGGCUGGUUAAAGAUGAGGGCAGUGAGACGCCGGAGGGAGAGGUGCCCCUGGGGAAAACCCACCUCUACCCCUUAGCGACCAGAGACGACUACUCCCGCAGCCCGACCUCAGCCUCCAGCCCAGGCAUGAAGAAAGACUCCCCCGUCUCCUCUCCGCUGCAGAGUUGCAAGGAUAGUGCCCCCUCCAUGAUUCCCGUCCCCAAACUCCAGAAGAGGGAGUACCCAGAUUGGCCCAGGGGGGAGUGGAGAGGGGAAAGCCCCAAGCACAGUCCAGGGCCUCUCAAUUGUAGUCACGCUCUGUGCAGUACUCCCAGAGGGACAGAGGGAAGGAUGGAGAUCCAGAUCCCGCUGGCGAUGCUCCAUGACUGGGUAAAAGGAGUUCUGCUGUGUGGGCCUGCUGGCACCCGGCCUGGGGAUCUAUCGCUGCAGGAUCCAACCAUGGGCCAGACCCCAGGCUCAGAGCCCAGGGAGAGGGAAAGGGCACAGGCCUGGUCUGACACCUCUCCCACCAUUGCUACACAUGCUGACCAGGUCUUCCACAACCAUCACAAAGACCAGGACAGGGGUUCUGGGGAUCUGAGAGAGAGGAGUCUGGAGAGGCACAGGAACCUGCCUAGGCCCACCACCACCACCUCCCCUAGUACCAGUCACUGCCGCCCCAUGGCGCCCUACCAGUUCUCCAGCUACAAGCCUCGGCCAUCAGGGAGCAUUCCCUUAAAAAUCUACCCCAGCAGCCAGGCUCUGGAGCAGGAUAGUGUACGCCACACAUCCCCGGGCUAUUGUCCAGGCACAUCACUGGGAAGGGUGGAGAACCCUUAUAUGGCGCUGAUGGUGAACCCCUCAUUUCCCUCUCUGGUGCCACUGACACCUGAGGAGUUAAUGAAGUUAAAGAGGCUCAUCUCAAGCUCCUCAUGAAUAGAAUGGAACAGCAGGACAACAACCUGAUAAUUAAUAUAAAAUAUGAUGCACUCUGGACGAAAAGCUGUUAAAUGUCAACAUUGACAUUGGACACUUAAAAAGCCCUCAUUACUGUUCAAAAUCAAGAGACAAUGUAGCACUACUGUUGACUAACUUUUUUAAGUACUUCAGAAUAUGAAUUUAGUCCUUUAAUCUUCGGUGUUUUUAUCAUUUGAAGCUUGCUAACAAUGUAUUGUGUACUGGAGUGGAAAAAAAUGCCCUUCAUCUCAGCGGUUUGUUUUGAACAUGAAGUAGCAUCGAGAAGAAAAAAAAUGUAGCCUGAUAAUGACAGUAAAAAAACUUGAAACUAAUUACAAAAGUUUACUACCCAGACAGCAAAGGGACAUUCUAUUGAGUUCUUACUUGUAAUUUUGUUGAGAUUUGUGACUUGUACAUUUUUUAAAAGAAUUGUUGAGAGUUGUUGUUAUGCCAGUCAUUCUUAUUGUUAUGCCACAAAUUCUUAUUUUCAAUGACAGCCUAGGAACAGUGGGUUAACUGCCUUGUUCAGUGGCAGAACAACAGAUUUCUACCUUGUCAGCUCAGGGAUUCGAUCUUGCAACCUUUUUGUUACUAGUCCAACGCUCUAACCACAAGGCUACCUGCUGUUUUUGAGGAGAAACAAUUAUAUAAAAUAUAAAAGUUACACUUUAUUCUGAAUUUGUGAAUGUUUUUGUAUAUAUAUAUAUAUAUAUAUAUAUAUGUCAUAUCUUCUUCCUAUUCUUAUUUUACCAUGAGUAAUGUUGGAGUCUUUUAAUCCUUUUCAAGUUUACACAUUUUUCACACAAUAAACAUUCCGAUGUUUUAUCAAA